AUGGCUUCAAGACCAGCUGCCCGUGCCCUCCGCCAAACUGCCAGGCAAUUGGUAGCUACCCCCGCCCAGAAGCGCACUUUUGUGUCUGCUCUGCGUGCGGGUGCUUCCAAGGCUGCUCCCAGGGCUGCUGUUACUGCUCAGUUCCAGCAGACACGUGGUGUCAAGACGAUUGACUUUGCCGGCACCAAGGAGACUGUCUACGAGCGUGCUGACUGGCCCAAGGAGAAGCUUCUUGAAUACUUCAAGAACGACACUCUUGCUCUCAUCGGUUACGGCUCCCAGGGUCACGGCCAGGGUCUCAACCUCCGUGACAAUGGCCUCAAUGUCAUUGUCGGUGUCCGGAAGGGCGGCCAGUCAUGGAAGGAGGCCAUGGAAGACGGAUGGGUUCCCGGAAAGAACCUCUUCGAGAUCGACGAGGCCAUUGGCAAGUCCACUAUCGUCAUGAACCUUCUUUCUGACGCUGCCCAAUCCGAGACCUGGCCCCACAUCAAGCCCCAGAUCACCAAGGGCAAGACUCUAUACUUCUCUCACGGUUUCUCUCCCGUCUUCAAGGACCUCACCAAGGUCGAAGUCCCCAAGGACGUCGACGUCAUCCUCGUUGCCCCCAAGGGCUCUGGCCGCACCGUCCGCUCCCUCUUCCGUGAGGGCCGCGGUAUCAACUCUUCCAUCGCCGUUUUCCAAGACGUCACUGGCAAGGCCAAGGAGAAGGCCACCGCCCUCGGUGUUGCCGUCGGUUCUGGAUACAUGUACGAGACCACCUUUGAGAAGGAGGUCUACUCCGACCUCUACGGUGAGCGUGGCUGCCUUAUGGGUGGUAUCCACGGCAUGUUCCUUGCUCAAUACGAAGUUCUCCGUGAGCGCGGCCACAGCCCCUCUGAGGCCUUCAACGAGACCGUCGAGGAGGCUACACAAUCUUUGUACCCCUUGAUCGGCGCCCACGGCAUGGACUACAUGUACGCCGCCUGCUCUACCACCGCUCGUCGUGGUGCUAUCGACUGGAGCAAGCGCUUCAAGGAUGCCCUCAAGCCCGUCUUUGACGACCUGUACACCUCUGUCGAGAACGGCAGCGAGACGAAGCGCUCGCUCGAGUACAACAGCCAGCCCGACUACCGUGAGAAGUACAACGAGGAGCUCAAGGAGAUUGACAACCUCGAGAUCUGGCGCGCUGGCAAGGCUGUCCGCUCCCUUCGCCCAGAGAACACCAAGUAA
Plenodomus lingam JN3 is the source of this 1209-nucleotide messenger RNA. RefSeq names its product Acetolactate synthase, mitochondrial. Gene Ontology annotation, molecular function: ketol-acid reductoisomerase activity. NCBI's taxonomy places the organism in Eukaryota, Fungi, Ascomycota, Dothideomycetes, Pleosporales, Leptosphaeriaceae. The record is from RefSeq and is a predicted model, not a curated record. Gene Ontology annotation, biological process: L-valine biosynthetic process. Gene Ontology annotation, cellular component: mitochondrion.